GCUGCUGCGUGUUUCCGGUUGUUGGAUUCUGGUCGACAAUGGCGGCGGUGUUGAAGCGAUUGCGUUUGUGUAGUUCAGGAAACAUAUCACUGUAUGGCAUUAAAAGUUUACAGUAUAAAUCAACAAGGAUAUUUUGCCAGGUGCCAUGCAAAUUAUCAUGCCAAAGGAGACUGUUCUCAAAUAAGAACAUGAUAGUGGAACUUGACAGCAACACAGGAGUUGCAGUGAUUCAGAUGAAGAAACCUCCUGUUAACAGUCUAAGCCUGGAAUUCCUCACAGAAUUUGCCAUUAAUAUGGAGAAACUUGAGAUGGAUAGAGAAUGUCGGGGUGUGGUUCUCACUUCUUCUAUUCCUAAGAUCUUUUCUGCUGGCUUGGAUAUCAAUGAAAUGUAUAGGAAGACACCAGAGCAUACAGGGGAGUUCUGGAGAGCUGUCCAGGAAAUGUGGUUGAAGUUGUACGGUUCCAAUAUGGUGACAAUAGCUGCAAUCAAUGGGGCCAGCCCUGCUGGUGGAUGCCUCAUGGCAUUGGCAUGUGACUACCGAAUUAUGGCAGAUAAUCCAAAAUAUGCAAUAGGCCUAAAUGAAACCAAACUUGGAAUCGUUGCACCAUUCUGGUUCAAGGACACCAUGAUUAAUGUCAUUGGACGAAGGGCCACAGAUCAUUCGCUGCAGCUCGGCCUAAUGUACAGUGCUUCAGAGGCCUUGAAAAUUGGACUUGUUGACCAACUGAUAGCACAAGAUAAAAUUAUGACAAAUGCUUUAAGUGUGAUGUCAGAAUGGUUGGCUAUUCCAGAUCAUGCUCGGCAAAUUACCAAAUCCAUGAUGAGAAAACCAACAAUUGAUCGACUUUUGACCAACAGGGAAUCGGAUAUUCAAAAUUUUGUUAAUUUCAUCAGUAAAGAUUCAAUUCAGAAGUCUCUCCAACUGUACUUGGAGAUGCUAAAACAGAGACAAAGCUGAGUAAAUAUGCUCUUAAAAAGGAAUCCCAACAUAUUUGUUUACAUGGUAUGAUGGAUAAUAAUUUCUAAGAUUUUUGUACAAUUUCUCUUUCAGUUGAAUAUAUUAUUAACAUAGAGUAUUGAACAUUGUUUAUAGUGUUCUAAAUUGACUUCAUAAAUGUAUCCAUUUAUAUCCUAACUCUUUGUAAUAUUAAACUUGAAGAUGUGUAAUUCUACUGCCAAUAUCUUGGCAAGAGUUGAUUGUGCAAUUUAAUCUGGGAUAAGAAAUUGUUUCUAUGCAUUUCUUAAGUAAUCUCCAAAUGUGUUCUUUACUGAUUUAAUUUAAUUUAGAUCGUGAGUUUCAAAUACUGAGGUGUUCGUCAAGUUAUUUUUGUUGCUGUCCUAAAUGUUGUUUACAUUUCUGUUUUAUGGAGUUCUUUAACAAGCAUCUUUCAAAUGAAUUGUUUACAAAGAACAAACUACUGUGAGCUAGGACUACAGUCAAGUGUUUUUACAGUAUAAAUUAUGCUUGACUUGAACAUUUCAUACCAAUAUUGUAUUUGAAAAUACAUGAAUGAAUUGGGGGGGGGAUUUCUUGAGAAGAUGUAACAACAGUUCAAAAAACUGUGAUAGCAGAAAUUGUUGAAGGAAUAACGUGACAAAAUGAUACACAGCAACUGCUUUCAUUUAGUUUUGUAAUGUUUUAAUGUAUAAAGAUCUGAAGUUAAUGUACAAGGACAUCCGGAAGAAGUGAAUACUGAGACAUGAUUAGGGAGAUGUGAUCAAACCCUAGGUCAAGCGAUGCUUUUUUAAUAAGAGCCUUAUGAAGAAGCCAGGGAAGAGAAGAGUUUUAUGUUGAAUUACGGAUUAUGAGAACAAGAUGCUGAAUGGGAGCAGGGAGGGGCUAGUGAGCAAAACAGAAGAUACACUGUUCUGGAGUUACUUAAUGAGCCGUGGAGUUAAUUAAAUAGCCCUAGCUAUGUUGGUCAGUGAACUAUUUAAAAAGAAAUAGAUGCUUCAGGAUAUUGUAAUCAUAGAUAAGUUAGGGGCAAAGUUCAAAUCUUUUGGAAAGAGAGUCAAUGAUGGCUAUUUACAGACAGUGUGAGAAGUAGAUACAGUAUUAGCCUAGGUUAAAAAGUAACAUGCUUAAAGGAAUAUUAAUUCAAAAGCAGUAAUAGAAAACAAGAGGCGGUAUUGAAAUUACAAGCAACAUGGAACAAAAAUAUAUCCAUUUAAGAAACAUGGAACCAUGAAGACCACAAUAGCUAACUAAAGGAUAUAAUCUGAUAAACAACUAUUCAAGUUUGAAGCAUUAGGCUUUUGUGGCAAUCUGCUGUGCUGGAGUUAAAACUAGCUGGGAGUAGUUGUAGAUGAACUUGGAUUUUCUUGAAGGUUGAUCACAAAUGGUGUCCCAGAAGGGUUUAAUGUUCAGAUGAUUCACUUCACUUAUUGAUGCUUCGCUAUAUUACCAUUCUGGUAGCCAAUGCUUCAAUUUUAAAAUGUUCAUCCUUGUUUUCAGUUUCCUUCAUGACUUUAUCACUCCCUACCUCUGUAAUCUCCUUCAGUCCCACAACCCCUUGAGAUAUCAGUGAUGCUCGAAAUAUGUGUUGUUCCACUUCU
Stegostoma tigrinum is the source of this 2557-nucleotide messenger RNA. RefSeq names its product enoyl-CoA delta isomerase 1 (gene eci1). Gene Ontology annotation, molecular function: enoyl-CoA hydratase activity. The record is from RefSeq and is a predicted model, not a curated record. NCBI's taxonomy places the organism in Eukaryota, Metazoa, Chordata, Chondrichthyes, Orectolobiformes, Stegostomatidae. Bases 39 to 959 code for a protein of 306 amino acids. The transcript has 7 exons. Gene Ontology annotation, biological process: fatty acid beta-oxidation. Gene Ontology annotation, cellular component: mitochondrion.